This is a messenger RNA of Cydia strobilella, 7209 nucleotides long. It is a transcript of the gene qvr, whose product is annotated as protein quiver. Gene Ontology annotation, biological process: regulation of synaptic transmission, cholinergic; sleep; positive regulation of voltage-gated potassium channel activity. The record is from RefSeq and is a predicted model, not a curated record. The coding region runs from base 296 to 769 and encodes 157 amino acids. The transcript has 6 exons. NCBI's taxonomy places the organism in Eukaryota, Metazoa, Arthropoda, Insecta, Lepidoptera, Tortricidae.
CAACCUCGUCAGUCUGAUAAAUUGAGCGCGGCGUGAACUCACGAAUAUUAUCCGCAAUCCCUUAAAAAUGGGCUCGAAAUCGCAUUUAAACCCAGAUAGCAUGUUAUAGAAUGUAUCAAACAAAUUAUUUAUAGCAAAAUGAUGUACGAAGCACGUUUAUAACGUUCGUUUCAUUGAAUAUUAACAUAGCUAGUGUUUUUUUUAUGUUCACCGAUGUUUUUCGGACUUUAAGAUGUUACUGGCCGCGGUGAUGGCGCGCAGCUGAGUCCAGUUCGAGAGCACGCCAGCACACAAGAUGCGCUGGAUAUUUCCAGUACCAGUUCUUCUGAUGUCCUGGUUCGGAGUGGAGGAAGUAAAAGCCAACUCCUGCAUCCGAACCGCAUUAUGGGCUCUAUGCCUCAGUCCUCUGGCUUCGGCCGAAUGUCAAACCCGCACGAUCUACUGCUACGAGUGUGACAGCUGGACGGACCCGCGCUGCAAGGACCCGUUCAACUACACGGCCCUGCCGCGCGACCAGCCGCCGCUGCAGACCUGCAACGGCUGCUGCGUCAAGAUGGUCCGCUACUCUAAAAGCCCCUACGAAGUGGUCCGGCGCACCUGUACCUCCCAGCUCCAAAUCAACCUGUUCAUGGUGGACCACGUUUGCAUGAUGGAAAGUACAGGCACUGGCCACAUGUGUUUCUGCGAGGAGGACAUGUGUAACGCGAGCGCCGGCGCGCGCGCAGCGGCCUGGUUGCUCGCGCUUGCGUUUGCAUGUGCAUGGAGGUGAAGCGUAGUGACGGGCGAGGUCGAUCGAUAAAGCUUAUAGGGUACUCGAAUGAAUGGUUAUCGAUAAAAUCGUUAGCUUGGGUACUUGACAUUUGGCCAUGACAGCCCAAAAGAUUGGAAAUAUCCAGUUGUUGGCUAGAUGAGUCGAAAAAUUAAAUUGUUAUAGGUGUUUCGUUUGAGAUGCCUAUUAGGAUGUUAUGAGUUUGUUGAACCAAUCAGGUUCUAGAUCCUUAAAAAGUCGGUUGUGAUGCUUUAUUUGAAACUUACAAAGUUAACUUUUCAAUGGCGCGUUGGGCGUUUCACGGCGCUAAAAUUGAUGUAACCGUUUAAAAUUAUGGCGUUUAAAAUGUUAUCGAGCUGUUGAAAGGUUAACGGUUACAACGAAAAUCAUUUAAAAAUGUAAUCAUUCGAGAACCAAUAGGCGCGGAAUUUAAAACAUCGAUAAAUACCUGCAUUUUAAUAUUUUGAGUCAUAGUCAUUUACUCAAGUUUACAACACCAUCCAGUUAUUAAAACUACCUAGUUUUAAAUUAUCAACCAUAUAUUAGAGACCAAAAAAAUGGAAAUCGCAUUUAAGUUUACUGGUAAAUGACAUGAUUAGAAAGUGCACGGAUUUUACGAUGUCUCCCUGAAUUUGAAAGAAGUCCAAAAACACUGGAUUGUGAAAUCAAAAUUCCUUAAAAUUUUAAAUGUAACUAGGCUUAAAUUGAGAACUGUACAUUGUACAUUAAUCUUAUCGAUAUCGAUAAGUUUAAUGUGGAAGGUGUGGUACAAUUUUUGACUGCGAAAUUUGAACUGUUUAUUUUUUUAUUGGUGUUUUAUAGCAGUGAUGUUAGGUAUCACAAUGAAGAUUGUAUUAAUGUGACAAAAAUAAUUUUAUUUGAUCAAACCAGUGUUCCAACAUCGAUUGUUCGACUGAGCCCAAACUAGACUUUCGUCCAACGUAGUGUAGUCGAGCUUUUUCACAUCACUAUACGUCCCUCAGAACUUGUACCUGAUAUUUAUGUACUGAUGUGGAAAACCUCCAUCAUUCGCUCUCACGAUAACAUUUUGCUCUAACCUAGACGUAGUUACGAGAAUUCCAAACGAUUAGCUUGUAAAUAGUGCGGCACGGACGUGCGUAUCGAUAUCGAUGAAGCUAACACACUCAAUGCUUUCUUAUUGGUCCAAAUUUCUUAGACCAAGUUGAAUUUGCUCAUAGAUGCACGUAAAAUAGAUGUGGGGCACUUUUAGAUAGAAAUUAAAUUGUUUAUAGACGAAUUAGCUUGAACUGGCGUACAUAAAGGAGCGUUAAAUAUGAUAGUUUGGUUACAGAGGGUUUGGAUAUUUUAAAACGUUUUUACAACGAUUGGCAGUCUGAUUUGCUUAAGGCUCAUGCACUUUAAAAAAUCUGGCAAGUUCUUUUACUUUUGAAGUUGGAAUUUUAGUUAAAGAUGUAAAUUCUUGUAUCUUAUAUUUAAAAAGUGUAUUUGUCAAUCUGGAACAUACCACUAGUUUUAUAGUGCAAUUGAGUCCUAUCUACUAAAAAUGUACCAUAAUAUAUCAGCAAUCAACAUCUUAAGAUGUUUAUCUUCUCCGUUCCCUAAAUAUCGGUUUGAAAUAGGUAGAAAAUUAAAUUGCAGCUAGAUUUAUUUUAAAAGUGGUUGUGUUUGAUUCUGUUUGUUUUAUAGUUAGUGUCAAAAUAAAAAGGGUUUAGGAGCGAAUAUUACUAAUGAUAUUAGUAGUAAAGUAACAGAGGAGACCGAAAAGAACAUGAUCUAUUUGAACAGGUUACCUGUACAAUUGUACAUAUAUCAGCUCGUAAGUACUUAUUUUACCUAUAUCAGGAGUCUUCAAACUAUUGCCCGGUCUGGCCCGCGGAAUAGCAACACGGCCGAAAGGCCUUGCCAUAAAGCUAAGUUUUAGAUUCAGAUUAGUAAUUAUUUGCGUUAAGUACAUGUACAUGCAAAUACAGUAUAUACAAUUAUUUACAAUAUUCGCUAUUUGGUUCGCUAUAUAUCUAAGUGUGGCUCUCGGGUCAAAAAGUUUGGAGACCCCUGACAAUAUUGCUGUUUUGCUGUGUCAUAAAUAAUAUUAUAACGGGAAGCCUUGUGGUUGAAAUGACGACAUGUAGUGAUUUUAAAUUCGGAUGCUAGUUAUUCCUUGGUGAUUAUAAAGGCAAUAGAUUGAGAAAGUUAACGAAUUAUAGAUAUUUUAUUCCGCUUUUUUUGACGUUUCGUGUGACGGGCGUAGAUAUACGAUGCUAGUUUUAGAAGAAGAUGCAAACAAGGUGACCUCUUUAAUAAUAAAGAUAUCUAGUGCUAGAACUUGGCCGCGACACUCCCGUGCGGCCUUAGCUUAACUAAUUUAGGAACAUAAACACCAAAUAAAUUUUUAAUCGUUAAAUAGCUAAUAAAUAACAAUAAUUUAGCGUUUGAUAAUGCGGCGAUGAUUUUUAGGUAGUUUUUUAUUUUAAACAAAGCACUAAACGUGCAUAGAAGUGAGACAUAAGUGCAUAAAAGUUAUUUCAUUAAAUUUUGGGAUCUGCUCGUUGUUGGGUUGAAUUAUUUUUAUUAAAUUCAAACGAAUGGCGAGAUUCCCCAAAGCACUGCUCUACAGUGAGAUGUUUGUGAAUAAUAGCUUUAUUAAACCGUAGUUCCUUUUACUCAAAAUCGGAGCCACACUAGGUUAUAGGCAAUUUGAUUUAACGCCAUAUCAUCUGUAGGUUAGUAAUCUGACUAAGGAAUGCAAAGCCCGCAUGAAUAACCGGUUAAAAAAUGAAUAAUGCUUGAGAAGAUUUAAAUGAUUAUAUGCAAUUAGGUUCUGGCUUAAGUAAAGUUCAUAAAUUUCAUAAUACAACAAUUUUCCUUAUUAAAAAAAAUAUCAAAAAUAGGCGAAUUCACUAGACGACUCAUUCUCAUUGCACAUGUAAAUAACCGCAAAGUAAACUAUAUUUCCGGUAAUAAAUGUCUCAAAAAAUUCGGUUUAGAAUAUCGAAAAAUUUAUUCAUUUUUCGGCGAAUUUUGCAUUCCCUAGUUUUAAUGUAAGUGCAAAGCAUAAUAUAAGGAGAUGAAUAUUGUAUGUAUAUUAAAAAUAUAGUAUGACUAUAUCUAUAAAUAGUUUACAUAAUCUUCCUUGUUAACUCUAGUUCUUAAAUGAAGUUUUUGAAUAAAUAGAUACUCCGAUUAUUUUAAAAUUUCUAGCAUUAGAGUAAGUUUGGUCAGACAUGUCUCAACCCAUCGCAUGUGUCAUAUAAGAUAUCCAAAAUGUCGUCUAGGAUGGUUUUAAGAAAUUGGAUAUGCCACAGCACAAUAAAAUCAGAACUCGUGGGCCGUUGGUCCAAAUCUCUUGAUCUCUAGCCGCCCAAGACAUCAAAAUUUGCCAAGAUAAAUGCAAUUUUGAUUUGUCAAAAUAAAUAUUGAAAAUAGAAUGGAAAGGAAGACCUUUUAUAGGCCACUGGGCGAUUAGAGGAUAAAAUGGAGAGAAAAAAUCCUCUUGUGAGUAAUAUACAAAUACCCCGUAUACCUUUGGCAUCAAAUAAAUAGUAACGGGCAAUUACCGUUACCAUCGACAUAAUGUGUACCGAUAUUUUUGGCAACUUUGGUCGUCAUUAUCUAUUUGAUGCAAUUACCUUGCCUUAAAUGAAUUGUGUUGUGGAACAUCCAACCACUCCACCCUACAUACUCAGUUUCCAUACUUGUAUUCAGGUAUGUUCGGCAAUUUAAAUUAAGUAUUUUUACUUAUUAAAGAUAAGAAAAGUUAGUUUAUGUAUAGAUCAUUUCUUGUUUUCAUGCAUUUCAUGAAACUAGUCUGUCUAAGCUAACUGCACCAAUUUGAACAGAACAAAGUGAGGGAGUGUUCAUAGAAAUUUUACAUUUAUGAUGACAUUUCCACAAUUAGUCAUGGCAUAAAUGCCAUGCAGAGUUAGCUUAGUCCGGCUUUACAAGUUUAAGGUGCAUUAAAUUUAUUGCUUUCUGUAAUUCAGGCUCAUUCCAAUGACAUACAAUAGUAAUUAAAUUGUAUUUACUUCUAAAAAUUUAAAAUGCCGAAUAAACCAUUUAACUUCAACAGUACUGUUAUGUCUAGGGUUGUAGCAUGUCACAGCACUGUAGCCCAGCUUCCCACUGGCCCAGACACCUCGGAAUGCGAUUCUUUAACUUGACUGGGGCACUACCCUGCCUACCUUGACUUUUUCGAUUCCAUAUUUGAAUCAGAAUGAAGUUGAUUGUGAAAUUACUUUUUUGUUUAAUUUUUAAGCAGUUUAUCGAAUUAAAACAGUCGCUAAAUAUGUUUUUGCUUAUUGAAAGUCUUAAAAAAAAAUAUAUUGCAACAUUUCAAUAAAAUAUCUCAUGAAAAUGUUGUUUGGUGACUUUUGGUUUGGUUUUGGUUUGGUUCGUAAGAAUAUAUCUGACGUCAAAAUGGAAAUUUAUUUUUAUUCUGCUUCUUAUAUUUUGGGAUAUUGUUAAAGUCUAAUGGCGGCAUCAGCUAACUUAAACCCUAUAUUAUUACCUAGUUACUAUGGAAGCUGAUGAUAAGACUAAUUAACGUUUUACCUAAAUCGCUUUAAUUUUAAUAAUUACUAUUUACCUAUUAUAAGAAUGCGAUGUAGUGUUGGAAUAUAUUUUUUUAUUAAAUGAUAGUAGUCCAAAACUUGGCCAAACGUGUCCAAAAAGUACAAAUUCACUUAAAAUACUAACCGUAAAAAAAAAUUGAGACACUUUUUAUAAAAGUGGUUUUAGAAAACAUUGGACCUGAAACUAGUGUUAUACAUAGAAACAACUAAUAAGAACUUGCAAAAACAUUAAUAACUGAUAAUCAGAUUUGCUUAUUAAAAAAGUAUAUUUCAACACAUUUACUUAUAAAUCUUCUUCCUUCACUUUAUUACGGCAUAUCACGCAUUAGACAACUAGCUCAGACCGUACUCAUAGUCAAUUAGCCCUCUAAGAUAACACUUGUUAACUUUAUUUAACAAUAAGCAUGUAUUAUUUACAUUGACAAUAUGCAUGAAAAAAUUCAAUAAUGCUGUCAAUUUUCACGAAUUGCGCUAUAAGUAAUAUUUUUUCUUGUGUAUUGUCGUAACAUUUUAGUCUUUUUUUAACUAAUACCAUCUAUUAAUUAUGUUGCAAAUGUCGGAAAAUAUUUUUACGACGUCUGAAAAAGUUAAAAAAUAAAAUGCGUAUAUCGACAAAAAUAUCGAUAAAAAGCGGAGCGUUACUAAGCUACUCAGCUGUUCAAAAAUAUUUCUCUACAUAUAUUAUGGAUGGUUUUUUUUUUUUUUCAAAAUUGGUUAACUCUUGCACUUCCUAAAGCUACGCUUGCGCGACUAACCGAAAUCUGACCGCUCCGAGGCUGGGGUCUCUAUUCACAGGACCAUGGAAACUGAGACAAAAUGACCCUUAAUAAUAUACUUAAAUACAAUUUGCUUAUUAAUAACAGGCAUAUGUGAGCUUACCACGAAAUAGUAGGUUAAAUAAAAUCAGAUUUAAGAUUAGAAUAAAAAAAUAAUGUCUCAAUCUCCAUACCGUCAAAGGCUUCAGCCGACUCCAAACGCAAUGUGGCCUGUCUGUUUAAUUUUUCUCAUGUUAUUCUAUGGUUCAACAAUAAAUGUGCAGUACACCUUAAAUGUCAGGUUUAACCUAUAUUUACCAAUUAUAAACGCAUUAGAAUAUUAAAUAUAAUCAAAAGGACCCCAUGGAUAUACCUGCGCCUAAAAAUUAAGAUCUUUUGCUUUAAUAAAAUAUGACAUCUUUCUUUUUGUGAGAGGCCCUUCUGACUCAUAAUGUCUAGAAACUUACAUCAUAUAGAAGGUAUUUUAUAACAGGAGACCCCCGCAUUUAUUGGCUCUUAAACGGCUUGGGCCGAUAUUCAUUUGUUACAGGCCGAUAUUGGGUCACGUCUUCCAAACCGAAGUGAAACGAAUGUGUUUGUCGCUCCUAACGUGGAUAUAGAGUUUUUUCUUAUCGGCUCAAGCCUCAGUUGACAAAACCGGUGUCUCCUUAAAUUGGUAAAUAUUGGUAUGAACCAGCAGUGUGUCGGUGUUAAAUGUUUCUAAUUUUCUCUAAUUUUCUUUGUCUUCUAGAAUGGGCGAUGCGUACGUUUUCGUUGUAUAAUUGUAAAUGUAUGUAUAAAACAAUUCCAAUCGAUGUUAAAACUAAAUUGUUUAGUUGCAUAUGUCGCUUUAAAAAAAAGGCUAUAAACUCAACUGCACUAAUAAUUUUGUGGUUAAUACGUGCUUAGUGAAAUACAAAGUUAUGGGUGCAGUUUUUCUUGAGCUUCGAUACAUAAAAAAAAUGUAAGCUGGCGGUUUGGAUACGGAGAAAAAUGCUUUUAUGCUGACAAUAAAUCAGUGCAGUAUUAUUUAAUCGAAUAUUACCACAAUCUACAUUGGCUUCAAACCUAAGGUAAAAAAAAGUUUUUGUCAAAUAUUGAGAAGUGCCAUAAUUAUAAAAAUAUUGUUAUAUAA